AUGUUCAGCACCUUUGGUGCUACAAUGGCUGGUGGCAUGGCUGGUGGCCUCUACCCCACAGACACUCCGGAGACGGCGGCCUUCAAGGUGGCGCACAGCGGGGCGCUGGCAGCACGGAACGACGCCAAACCACCGCGAGUCAAAGCCUUCAUUGCAUAUGGCUAUGAGCAAGCACAGCAAUCCGCCAUCAAUAGGAAUCCCAGACAUCGAGGAAUGGUCGAGCGUGCAGCUUGUGAGAGAGAGAUGGUGGAGGUGAAGAGUCGUAAGGUGCCCGUGCUGAGCUGGAAAGCGGCCAUAGAGAUGGGCAGCUUCUUGGACCGAAUGAGAGAGGAGUGUGAGAGGGACGGAGAGGGCAAAGAGAGCGACGCGGAGGUGGAUGAGAGGACCAAGGCGUUGAAUCCCGGACAAUGCGCGGUGCUGGUUUACACCUCAGGCACCACUGGCGACCCGAAGGCUGUGAUGCUCUCCCACGACAACGUGCACUACGAAGGUCAAUCGGUCUUCUUGAAGACAAUCAAAGAAGGUGCUCCAGGCUUCUUGGAGGGCGAGGUGCAAGACGGCUUGGGCGGGGAGGGGGUUUGGAUCAUGAUCUUGUUGGACUUCCGAUGGUUGGCAGCCGAUUUGGGGGUGGACGAGAUGGCGGACUUAGACUACGACUUCCAUGGAGAUUUCGAUGACGGCCCUCCACCUCUCCUACCUCUGACGCCUCCAGCACCCGAGCAUGCGAUCCAGGAUGAGCCCGGCCCCUGGCGUUGCUUGAGGUGCCAUGGACAUGAGUUGGAGCAGCUAGAGAAUGGAUGGAAGUGUUCUUCAUGUGGCUCCACUGACUACCACAACGUGCGCUACCCCACCAAGACGGUCACUCCCACUGGCACUUGGAUGUUUGUUCCCCAUACUGCAGGUUCCUCUCCUUCCUCAGCACCUUCGAGGGCUUCGAGAAGACCUAGGAGAAAGAAGAACAAGCAGAGGACGUCAGACAGUCCUCCAGAUGGUGGAGAUGACUUCGACUUGGAGGAGUCCUACGAACGUGCGGAGUCAGAAGCCCUGACACAUGACCCGGUGAUUGAACCAUCACCGGCACCAUCCAGGACAGGCAAAGCUCCUCAUGCUGGUCCUCCCGGCCCUUCAAAGCCUGGUCAAGGACCAAAGAAGCCUACAGGACCUGGUCUACCUCCUGACCUUCGAGAACCAGUUCAUGCGCCGGUAACCGGCAAGGCUGGCCCUCGACUACCACGACCAGCUGUCCUACUCCGACAAGUCGAUUCAGAACUACCCGAUCUACAUGGCACCAACAUGAGCUUCGCUGGUGGGCAAAAGAAGAAGGACGAUGACUCCGACAAGACUGGAGCUUCGUGGAAUAGCAGAAAAGGUCCUGAGCCUGGGAUCAAGUGGAAGACCGGUCAGUAUCCACCGGUCCCAUUGUGGAAGUACGAUGCCAGUGACUUGAGGGCCUUCGCCAAGUACAAGAAGAAGAUUGAGAUCUGGCAAUUGCAGAUGCGGCCAUUUGCCUCGGGAAAAGAUCAGGCGCUCCUGCUCUACAAUAGUCUGAGCGGUGAACCUGAACAAGAACUUGAACACCUCAGCGUGGACGAGCUCUACGUCGAGAAUGGCGUGGCCAAGAUCCUCGAGCUUUUGCAAAAGCCAUUUGAACAAAGACAGAUCUACCAGAAGCGUCGCUUCCUCCAGGACUUCGAAAACAUGCGCCGCUUCCAUGGCGAGUCGAUGCGGGCCUAUGUCCUUCGAUUCCGGAGGGUGAUGAGGUCCCUGCGGGCCGUCGGCAUCGAGAUCACGGCAACCUUCGACGAGGAGGCCCUCGGCUCCCGCUUGUUGGACAGGAGCGGGUUGAGCCACUCCGACCAGCGGAUGGUCCUGAUAGGUACCCAACAGAGUUUGGCCUUCGAGACCAUUGCAGAGACCCUUGCAUUGCAGUGGCCUGAGUUCCGUCCACCUCCACCGAUCUUCACGAAGGAAGGUAAGGGCACUGGCAAGCACGGCAAGACCGCAUCAUCAUCGACUUCAUCGAUUACCAGUUCGACGACAUCAACGGCACCGUCUUCUCGCUCUUCCGGAGGAGGAAAGGGCUAUCCGCCCAAGAGGGUCUUUGUCGCUGAGACCUUGGAGGAGGAGCCUGAAGGCGAGGACUUGGAGGCCGCUGAUGGAGACUUGACUCCUCCUGAGGCGGACGAAGAACAAGAUGAACAGCAAGAAGGCAAUGAACCUGAGCAUGCAGAAGACGACGACCAGGGAAACCUUGAGCUACAAGACCUGGCCAAUGUCCUGCCAGUGACGGCUCGCAAGUUGAGCGGUGUGACAUUGGGCCGCAAGUUUACCACCGGCGGCAAGAAGGUCAAGAAGACUCCUGAGGAGCUCCGCAAAGUCACGCAUUGUUCAGCGUGUGGAGCCCUGGGACACUGGGCUGCCGAUAGUGAGUGCCCAAUGAACAAGGGCGGCAAGGGAUCCAAGGGAACUGCCAAAGGCUCUUCGAGUUCCUACCGCUCCUCGACCUUUCAGCCAGCCAAAAAGGGUGACAAGCCGCACCACGUCAGCGUAGUCCAACACCAUGAACAUGGAAGCCUGCAAAUCACCGAUGAGCCCGAAUCCACCUAUGGGAUGAGCUUUACUACCUAUAUGGUCUCGGUCCCCUUCACCAUCCAUGAGAUCAAGAACAACACCACCGGGGAAAGCCUCGCAGGAUUCAUGGUUUUGGACUCCGCCUGUCAGCGAACUUGUUGCGGUGAGAUUUGGUUUGAGCACCACAAGAAGUUUUUAGAGCACCACUUCAUGGCUUGCCACACGAUCCCCACCAAAGACAUGUACCAGUUCGGAAAGGGAAGCCCUACGGUCGCCGCCACUCGUGUGUACAUGCCCACGGUUUUUGACUGCAACCCCUGUUUGUUGGGAGCUGGACUUCUACCAGAGGACAUUCCACUUCUCGGGAGCAACAGCCUCAUGGACAAACUUGGAACCAUCAUCGAUCUCCCGAAUCGGUCCGUUCGUUUUACCACACCAUGGCUGAUCCACUGGAGACGAAUGGUGCAUCGCCUGAACAAGUUCAAGAAGAACGUGUGGAUCAUGAUGGCCGCGGCAGUGCGCAUGCACAUCAUGCCCAGAGCAUGGUUGGCAGAAGCAGUUCCACCAACAACGGACGUGCCCCCUCAUCCAGACAAAUGCGACCACAAGGACAUCAAGAGGUACGGCAACAUGCACGGUCGCUUCGGCAAGUGCCGCAAGUGCAUGCGGACAUGGAAGUGGAACGAAAGCAAAGAGGAAUGGGUCGUAUGGGCUGGAUCGGCAGGCUACUCUGCACGGUCGUCGCCAUUGCCACUACCGCCCUCCAGCAAGGAGAAGGACACCAAGGUUCCGAAGGGCAUGAAGGCAAAGGCAAAGCCCAAGAUGAAGAGGAGAACUACCACGAAGCCAACCACUUCUUCCACAGCGGCUUCGAGCGCCAGCACGGAGACUCGUUACUGGACCAAUUUCCGGGAGGAGUUCGACCUCAAGAUGGACCACUUGACCCCGGAGCAGGACUACGAGGUCUUCCAGAUUUGCGAGCAGGGUUCACCACUGGAUCGGGAACCUCACAGCUGGGCGCAUCACGCUUUCCUGUACGAGGAGGGCUUCCGGCAGGACAGGGAGAAGUUGGAGCGGGACGCCAACAUCAUCCGCGUCCGGAGAAUGGUGAACCUCGGGGUGAUCCCGGAGGAGGCUUUGUGGCAGAUCGAGGACUGGGAAGAGGAGGACAGUCUCGAUUGGGGACUUGUGGACGAGAUGGAAGAGCCACUUCCCAUCGUCUACACCGUCGAGAACUCCACUUACCAGACCCAUCAUGCUGUUCACCGACCACCUCCUUGUGUUGACCUAUGGGAACUCUUUGCAGGUGAAGCCAGAAUGACAGAAUUGGCUCAUCAAUACGACUUGAAUGCACUCCAACCACAGGACCUUCGUUACGGGCAGGAUUUCAAAGAUGCCUCUACGAGGGCCUACAUCAUGGAAAAGGUCAAGAAGUUUAAGCCGUGGUUGAUUCCUAUGGGUGUUGACUGCCGCCUUUGGAACCAGUUCUCCAUCAACCUCAACUGGUCCACUCCUGAACGGCAAGUUCAACUUAAAGAACUCCAACGGCAAGAACGGCCCCUCGUGCACUUCGCAACGGACGUCGCCUUGGAGCAGUACAAGAACGGCCGUUACUUCUUGAUCGAGAACCCCCUCCGAUCCACACUAUGGCAAGAACAGGCACUACAAGAACUUCUUGCGCUACCAGGAGUCUGGUCGACUACACUGGAUGCAGGUGCCUAUGGAGCGGAGGUUGAUGGCCAGCCCCUUUGCAAACCUAUGAGAUGGAUAGGCAAUGCUCCUGGUAUGGAUCUUGCCCUUCAUCGCAGGCUGGACGAUCUGGAGAAGCAGUACUGCAUCCCCAUUCAGGGCACGAUCACCAGAAAGAGCCAAGUCUACCCGGACAACCUAUGCCGGCAGAUCUUGCAAGAGUUGCGAGCAAUAGUUUUUCAGCAUGAGCCCACUCGUUUUGGACGACCACUUCACCAUGUCCUUGCUAUCUCCUACCCCACAGCGGACUUGGAUGCUUGGAAUGACAUCUCCAACUAUAUUUCUGGAGCCUAUGAGCGUUCCAACAAGAGACCGUUUGACAUCCCUCUGGACACCGAGAUGGGCAAGAGCAUUCAGCAGCUCUUCAGGAUCAAGGCCAUAAAGAUACAAGCAUGUUUUGCCCCAACUUGCCGGAGGAUUCCGGCCAAUGUUGAUGAGUACUUCACACGUGCCGCAUUCCUGCAGUAUGCGGACAAGACACGGGCAGUGGAGGUCGAAGACCUCGACGAAAUUCAAUUCCCAAGACAGCGCUUCAGCAAGGCAGUAGAGAUUGCAGUGUUCGCCUACGGCUUCAGGUUAGAGGCCCCUGAACAUCGAGAACAAGCCCAACCAGGUGAAGACAAACCUGCCAUCGUUCCAGGGCUCAUGACUGAUGUUUCUUUCGACACCAAAGAAGCCCUGGACCCAGUGAUCAAGCGCUCAGUGGCACGGUUGCACAUCAACUUAGGACACCCUUCACCUCAAGAACUUCUUCGUCUAUUAGCCUCACAGGGUUCAGUACCAUCAUUGGUUAUCAAAGCAGUGCAAGGACUAGUUUGCUCCACAUGCCGUCGGUUGAAGCCACCACAAGAACCACGACCAGCGUCUAUGCCUUCUAUGGUCGCUGGCCAAUUUGGCGAUGAGCUUCAAGCGGACAUCUUCUAUAUCCGCCUGUUGACCGGCCAGUCCUAUCCGAUCCUUGGAGUCAUUGACAGAGCAACCGGCUUGCACAUGGCCGGACUGAUGCCCGACAGAAAUGCUGACACCGCCUUCCGUGUUCUGGAAGAGAUCUGGUUGAGGCCUUUUGGGGUCCCACUCUUGUUGAGGUGUGAUCCAGACCACACCUUCAGAGGCAACUUUGAGAAUAGACUCCAAAGCAUGGGAUGCAUGGUUGAGCAUUGCGCCCCAGAAGCACACUUCCAGAUCGGCAUGGUGGAGAGGCGCAACGCCAUCCUGAGACUGACAAUCGAGAAGCUAGUUGACCAAUUUGCCACGGUCGAGCCCGAGGACAUCCCACGAAUCCUCAUUGGAGCUUGCCACGCAAGCAACAACAUGGUCUAUUCCAGAGGCCGCUCAGCAUAUCAAGCAGUGUUUGGGAGGCAGCCUCGCCUUCCCAAUGACGUCCUCUCUGACGACCAUGUCCUCUCGAGCUCCACCCAGGCCUUCGACGAGAACUACAACCCCAAGCUUCGCGCAGAGCUCGUGAGAAGUGAAGCCCAGAAAUGUUUGCUCGACUUGAAUGCGAGUCAACAGCUGCGGAGGGCAUUGUUGAGGAAGACGCGGAACACCGCCAUACCAGAUCUUCAACCGGGUCAGCGCUGCGCAGUUUGGCGCUGGUCCAAGAAAGGUGUUCGCAAAAGAGGAGCAUGGUUGACCGCAAGAUUCCUGUCAUGGGAUCCAGGCCAUGCUGGCAAGCAAGCAUGGGUGAGGCUGGGAGCUUCGACGACGUUGGUGACUGCAGAACAGCUCCGUACAGCUCAUGGAUUCGAAGACUGGACACCUGACCAGUCAGACAUAAAGGCAUUGAAGAAUGCGGCUGAAUCCUUCACCCAGCACAUACUCGAAGAUGAGAGAGGCGAACCUCCACCAGACGGACCACCAGAAGAGUUGGCAGAUGCACCACUGGAGUACGAUGCUGCUCCACCGCCUCCAACGCCAUCAAUGAUGGUUCCAGCGACACCGGCCCCAGCAACCGCAGCACCUGGAACACCGCCACCAGUGGCUCACCAGCACGCAACGGCUAUCCACGUCAACAUCGAUAGCCCUACCAACAUCCAUCACCAGCACACCACGGUGCAGAUGCAGAGGUUUGGAGACCUUCCCAAGUCUCUGAGCAGAUCCCGACGACACCAUGGACCCUACACCAAGAGUCCACCACUUCCAUCGCAGGCCGCUUCAUCCCUCAAGGGGAUUAGAACGCAGCCGGAUGAAGUUGCACAACAAGCCUCACAGGCAGCACUGGCUGAUACAUCAGCACUUGCACCGGCAGCCGAAUCUUCGGCACCACCUUUGGCAGACAAUGCCACGGCCACACUGGGCCAUACAUCACCGCAGGGCACACAGUUUCACCAACAAGCCAUUUUGGCAGAGGACCCGCCUGCCAUCCCUACUACACCAUUCUCAUCCGAGAAUGAGGGACAUAAUGCUCUACACCACCAACAGGAACAUGACACAGUGGUACCAGCAUCGGCAGCUGCAGAAGCACAUGGCAGACACUCACAAGGUCCACAACAUUCGGCAGAACCUCCUGGCAUACCUGUUGAACUACCACCGGACACAGAGCAAGAAGCAGCACAGCAGGAACCCCUGCCGACAUUACCACAGAAACGACCGUUUGACAGCUUGCACACCCUCUUGCACGAGGCAGACGGCACCAUUACCACCAUGAACCCAACAUGGGGAGGCAGAACGACUGAGAUGCUGAUGCUGGCAAUGAUCACGGCCGGAGCGAACUGCGAGCUGUUUGACACACAGCUCAAAUGGCACUCCUGGACGGCAGACGCCGCCACGGCUUUCCUGCAGGGACAGCAGCCCUCAGAGCGCCCCAUGGAGUUGUACAUGUACCCUCCAAAGGACGGCUUGAUCGACAUGACACCAUGCUGGUCACACCCUCUAUACAAGGUGAUGGGCAACAUUUAUGGCCUUGCAAAUGCACCGGCCUUGUGGUGCAAUGAAGUAGUGGCAAGACUGACUAGACUCCACUACACUCGCCACACUUUCGACCAAAUGCUGUUCAUCAAGCGUGAAGGUCAGCAGAUCGUGUCAAUGAUUUUGGUUUACGUUGAUGAUUUUUUGGGUGUUUUCAGGAGCGACUACAACAUCCAGGAAGUCAAAGAUGCCUUUGCCUGGGGUUCCUUCCACGACCUAGCAAACAAAGUGGUCACAUUUAAGGGCAAAGAGUUACACCUCCACCAACUGGAGAAUAAGCGCUGGAAGCUGAAGAUCACCAUGGCCAAGUUCAUCAAUGGCUUGGACUCCGCUAAGCUCCCGAGCGGAAGGACUUCCAGUCCGCCAGAAUUGACGCCUCUGGAGCACCGUGAGUUCAGAUCGGUGUCAGGCUGUUUGCAGUGGGCGUCCACACAAUGCAGGCCAGAAAUUGGAGCUGUGGUCAGCCUGUCCAACCAAGGCAAAGAGACCACGUGCCAUAACCUCAAGGACCUCUAUGACGCCAUGAGCUACCUGAAGAGCUCCCCACAUGAAGGGCUCUUGAUGCAGGACAUCCCAAUGAACCAGAAGACCGUCAUCGUCGCGUUCAGUGACGCCUCAUGGUGCAACGCCGCUCGAAGCGGCUCACAGAUCGGCAUCCUCAUCGGCAUUUGCCCUCCUGAGGUUCGAAGCCAGCCCACGGCUUUCUCGCCUUUGGACUGGAGGUCUUGCAGGGCGACCAGGGUCUGCAGAUCCACAUUAGCGGCCGAAGCCUCAGCAGCAGACGAGGCCUCAGACCGAGCGGCCUACUUGAACAUGGCCCUGUCCGAGAUCCUCUUCAAUGGCCCGGCUCACCGCCUUGGCUCCAUGGUCGACUAUGUCCAGACCACGGACGCGAAAUCGCUCUACGACGCAGUGGUGAGCGAGGCACCGAACCUCACGGACAAAAGGUCCCUUUGCAACGUGAGAGCAAUUCAGGAGACAGUUGACAAGUCUCAUAUGCACUGGCUCCCUUCGAAUUGCCAGUUUGCUGACGGGCUCACUAAAGUGAGCGAGACCUUGAGGUCCACGUUUCGGAGGUGGCUGAACGACCCAUUUGCCAUCCUCCUCGAGCACCCUCGCAACGAGAAGUUGCUGGUGGCCAUUGAUUUGAAGGCUGGCAGUAUCAAGGAUCGGCUUUGCGCGUGCCGUCCCACCUUGAUGCUGGCGGUGCCGCUGGUGUGGGAGAAGAUCGCUGACAGGUUGCGGGCCUUGGGUGCUGCGAACUCAGGUCUGAAGCAAAGCAUUGCUGCCUGGGCGAAAGACCUGGGCUUGAGGGCCGCCAAAGCUCGUCUCAUGGGAGGGGCGGAAGGGAAGCGCGCGGCGGGCUUCCGCGCGGAACAAGGAUACACUUUGGCCGACAUGAUUGUGUUGUCCAAGGUGAAAGCAGCCUUGGGCUUGGACCAGAUGAAGUUUGCCGCCACAGGCGCGGCGCCCAUUCGCGUGGACACGCUGGAGUACUUCGGCUCGCUGGGACUGGACAUCCAUGAGCCGCCGGGCGGCGACUUCAGCGUGGGGGAGAGUCAUGGCUGUUCGACGAUUUCGACACCUGCGUGUCAUGCCUGGGGCUCCUGCGGCUUUCAGAUUGCCGGCUUGGAGGUCAAGGUCUUUAAAGUCGACGACAAGAGCAACAGCAAGACGGAGUGCCCUCCGGCGCCGAGCCUUGACACCAUCGAUGAGAAGUACCAGGGUGAGAUUUGCUUCCGCGGACGCUCCAUAAUGAUGGGCUACAUGGCCCAACCCGACUUCGGGGAGGCCCACAUCAAAGAGAUCGAGAAGAAGACUGCGGAAGCCAUUGAUUCAGAAGGCUGGAUGCACUCCGGAGACAAAGGCAUCGUCACUGAGCAGGGCAUGGUGAAGAUCACGGGCCGUUUUAAGGAGCUCAUCAUCGGUGAUGGAGGUGAGAACAUUGCUCCAGUGCCCAUCGAGGAUCAAGUGAAGGCUGCCUGCGAUGGCAUCAAUGAGGUGAUGAUGAUCGGCGACAAGCGAAAGUACAACGUGGCCUUGAUCACUUUGAAGGCAGUGGGUGCCAACGGCGAGAUCCCAGGCACCGACGACCUGGACGCGGGUGCCAAACGAGUGAACCCCGAGGUCACCAAAAUCAGUCAGGCGCUGGACGACAAGGCGGAAGCUUUCGGAAGGGUUUGGAGGAAGGGGAGUCUUGAGUCUUGGGGGGGGGGGGGGGGGGGGGUUACAGGUACUGGAGGAGGUGCUACUGGUCAGGAUGGUAAGGUGAUAUGGUAG
Messenger RNA from Durusdinium trenchii, 9507 nucleotides. The record is from the annotation of a GenBank genome assembly. Lineage: Eukaryota; Dinophyceae; Suessiales; Symbiodiniaceae.